This is a messenger RNA of Metarhizium acridum CQMa 102, 2715 nucleotides long. RefSeq lists its product as uncharacterized. The record is from RefSeq and is a predicted model, not a curated record. Lineage: Eukaryota; Fungi; Ascomycota; Sordariomycetes; Hypocreales; Clavicipitaceae.
AUGGCUAGGUUUCCGUUUUCUAUCACCGGCCGCAAGAAGAAAAGUGUACCGCCUCCCCCAUCUGGACCACGCAUGAGCAAGGCGCACAAGAUUUUGGGCUCUACACCACUGAACAUCGAUGCUCCAGGUAGCUGGGACGAUGUGUCUUCUUUAACGACUAGUGACGGCAGGUCUACAACCACAGGUGCCAGUUAUUCCGAGCCGGAGCUGCGAGGCCAUGAGUACGAACACCAGGUUGCCAUUGCCAAGUCGGAUGAGGACUGGGGGGAGGAAUCAGACAUCAUUCCUCGCCCAUUGAAACUCGAUGCUAUGAGUUUUAGAAACCCCACUGAAAGUGUUCAAACAGUUACAACCGGAGCAUUGAGAAAGAGCCGAUCAUCCUCCACGAUCCGAUCAUGGUAUGAUAAGUCGAAGUUGCCACUAUCAAUUUCUCAACAAACGUCCUCAUCUGCCAUUGCGAAGGGGUUGCCGCCUAAUUUUCAGCCAGAACUCAACCCAGCCGGCGUGGAGGAAGGAUUCAGGUCCAAGAAGAAGCCUGCAAAGUUGGUUUUUUCUCGCACUCGGAAGGGAAGCGAUUCAAGAUGCAAAGACUCGGCUGCAGAGUCAGGCCUCGAUCGCAUGUUGCGUUCGCCAUCCAUCAUAUCCUCCUUCUCCGUCUUGUCAACAAGGUCUCGUGAGUCACGAAGAUUUCGAAAGAAACAUAUCAAGGAGGAUCCUCCCUCUCCAAUUCCCGAAACCCCCCGGCCAGUAACCAGUGGCAGCAACCGACUUGGUCCCGGUAAUACUCGAGAGCUGCCUUCGCUCUAUAGCCACUAUGAGCAGAUGUCCCUGAGAAACGUCAUGAGACAAAAGUCUACUCCUAGCUUAACCAUGACUGAAAAUGGAGUCUUGACUCUCCAAAACGUGACUGAAGUGCCUUACCACGGUCACGAGGAAGAAGUAGCCGUCCAUCAGCGACAAAAACCGGUGUCUCAAAAACCCAAACUGACCAUCUUCCCCAAGGCCGAUUUGCAUUCAUCAUCGCCUGAAAGGAGUAUCUCAAGCUGCCAUACAAAAACGUCGAAGGCAUCGAAAAGUCUGGACAGAUCCCUGGAGGGCGCUGACUUGCUACAAACCAGUGUGUUGAUUCUAUCUUCGGAUUCUGAAGAUGACGAUGUCGAACCGCUACCAACAGUCGUCCGACCUUCAGCGCUAGCGCCCUUGAGAAAGCCGUCAAAGUUGGAAGCAAGAGCACCACCGCUCAAAGAAUGCCGGCCCAAGAUGGUCAGUGACCCGAAACCUAGCGAGGAGCGGCCUAGUCAGUCUACCAAACCAGACAAGAGAACAAUCGUUCCAGAAUCGAAUACAUACGUUGCGAGUCCAAAGCCAGAAAACCGUCUUCGGGCUCCUACUGCAAUGGUUUCGAGGUCUGGAACUCCUUUCGGAAGCUUCUCUCCCGCAGUCUCUUCCCCCAGAACUUCAGUUAUGUCAUACUCUUCGGUAAAUUCAGGAAUGACUUGCCAAGGAAAACCGGGAUAUGGAAUACAGGAAGCCCGUGCCAUGACCGUGUUGCCAGCUUGGCGGUCUUCCGGCGCGGAGCUUGGAGAAAAGCAGGAUGAAGCUUCAAUUACAACCAGCAGAGUGUCCAGGCAACCUACACUCAAUCAAGCCUCGCCAACAGAUCAACUAACACCACCAUUAAGUCCAACGUCCGUUGACUUUUAUAUUGGCUCUGCGCACUCGUCCACCGAAGGCCCCGGAAGCCACAGUCGACUAAUAGCCGUCACCCAUCAGGAGGAAGUGCUUCUCUCUGCAUUGCGGCACAAGCAGCAGGCCAUCCGCAGGGCGUCUAUGUCCCAAGUGUCGGAAGAGAGUGAAGAUGAAAGUGUCGCAGGUAUUCAAGGCCAGCCUGAGAAUUGCCAUCGUGAGCAGCAGGGUAUGGAAUCUGACAUGUCGAGUGACGAUUCACAAACUCUGGCUAAGAAAGGCCGUCGGAAGGAACAUCGGCCAAAGGAGUCGCAGACAACCAUCACUGGUUCGACAUUUGAAUUCGGAUUCCCAGCUCCACCGUCUUUCAAAAACGACACCAAUACACACAAUGAGCAGAGUUCCAGACGUCUCAAGUCCUCUGGCGUUCUCCCUCCUGUUCAAAUAGAGGGCAUAGUCCUUCGCAGCGAUUCCAUUCCUACAAGCCCUGUCGGUCCUCCUCCAUCGCUUGCGUUGCCGAAACUUCCAAAACACGCAAGGAACUCCAAGUCUUUGCCGAGCCGCGACAAUGACAGCACUCAAAGUCAACGAGAUGUGACUCUAUAUUUUGAUGAUUCUGAACCAAGCCCAGAUUUGUCAGAUAUCCAAGGCUGGGAAUCGGCAACCCCCCCAACCACAAAUGGCGUAUCUCCUGAUGCCUCGCCAGCUCUGUCUUGGCCUGAACAUAAAGGAGGCCAAGAAAGUGGCAAGCAAGUGCUCCCUUCAUCUAAAUUAGAAUCACAGUCGUUCCUGUACUGCGACGGUUUCUCUAGACUAAACGUCAGAACUCAAGUACCCAACCAAGAAAGGAAGGCAACUCUCAGUGAAGACAAAGAUAUUCCCCGCCCUGACAGCCCUAUUUCCCCUGAGGCAUUCCCAGCUGUUCCCACGAGAAGAGUAACGUUGGGCAACAUGGCGCGCUUAAGCGCAGUUGGGCCUAGUCCUUUCAGAAAUGCUGGAGCACCAGGAUGGCGGGGAGAUGAUGAUUAA